AAAUACAACUAGAUCCUUCAUAUGUAUAUAACCACACAAGUUAUUCAAUGCAAUAAUCCCACCUUCCAUUGAAAAACACACUCUCAAAAACCAUGGCAAGGUUAGCUAUUUUGCUACUCAUUCUCAUUGCCGUUCACCACGUUAAUCCAACCACAUCCCUCCCUUUGUCAACGAACUCCCGUUGGAUCGUCGACGACCAAACUCAUCGGCGAGUGAAGCUAGCUUGCGUGAACUGGCCGUCGCACCUUGAGCCAGUGUUCGCCGAAGGACUGAGCAAGAGAUCGAUGGAUUCGAUCGCCGAACAGAUCGUAUCGAUGGGAUUCAACUGCGUUAGGCUCACUUGGCCGUUGUAUUUGGCCACCAAUGACUCUUUAAGUUCCCUCACCGUCCGGCGAUCGUUUCAAAAUCUUGGGUUGAUGGAACCCAUUGCUGGAAUCCAAGCUAAUAACCCAUCCGUCAUUGAUGUGUCGCUGAUACAAGCUUUCCAGGCAGUGGUGUCUAGCCUUGGGAAAAACAAUGUAAUGGUGAUACUCGAUAAUCACCUGAGCAAACCCGGGUGGUGCUGCGGUUACUAUGACGGCGAUGGUUUCUUCGGUGACCCGUAUUUUAACCCGGAUAUAUGGGUCAUGGGUCUGACCCGGAUGGCCACCCUAUUCAAUGGUGUCACCAAUGUGGUUGGUAUGAGCUUGAGAAAUGAACUUAGAGGUCCCAAACAAAACGUAAAUGAUUGGUACAGGUACAUGCAAAAAGGAGCUGAAGCAGUGCACGCAGCCAACCCAAAUCUGCUCAUUAUCCUUUCGGGACUAAGCUUCGAUAAAGACUUAUCGUUCAUCAAAAACCGACCCCUGAUUCUCACGUUUAGUCGAAAACUAGUGUUCGAAAUGCAUUGGUACGGGUUCACUGAUGGCCAGGCAUGGGUGACCGGCAACCCAAAUCGGGUGUGUGGCAGAGUGACGAACGAUAUGAAGAGGAUGUCAGGGUUUUUGGUCGAUAAAGGUUAUCCAUUGUUUGUGAGCGAGUUUGGGGUGGACCUACGAGGGACCAAUGUGAAUGAUAAUAGGUACUUGAAUUGCUUUUUGGGUACGGUGGCUGAACUGGACCUAGAUUGGGCAUUAUGGACACUGGUUGGGAGCUAUUAUUUGAGGGAAGGGGUCAUUGGGUUAAAUGAAUAUUAUGGGAUAAUGGAUUGGAAUUGGAUUGAUAUGAGGAAUUCAAGCUUUGUUGAGAGAAUUUCAGCACUUCAAUCUCCUUUUCGAGGACUAGGAUUAUCGGAAACCGAACUACACAAAGUGAUCUUUCACCCUUUAACCGGGCUUUGUGUUUUAAGGAAACAAUCGGGUAGCUCUUUGAGUUUGGGUCCAUGUACUGACUCAGAGGCUUGGAAUUACUCACCCCAAAAGACCUUGGAGUUGAAGGGAACUCAGUUGUGCUUACAAGCUGAUGAACCGGGGACGAUGGUGAAGCUCGGAACCAUCUGCGGCGGCUCGAACUCAAGAUGGGAAACAAUAUCAGAUUCAAAGAUGCACUUAUCAUUGAAGCUCGGAAAUGUCACGUCAGUUUGCAUGGACAUAGAUUCGAACAACAAUGUUGUUGUAGCAGAUUGCAAAUGCUUGAAUGAUGAUAGUCAGUGCGACCCUAAAAGUCAGUGGUUCAAACUUGUGAAUAGCACGAGGAGUGGAAACGGGGGGAACUCCUUUGUAGAUUUUGAUUCGAUCACUGAUUUCGGGAAAAAUGUUUUUAUGGAAUCUUUUGGUUGGUUGGAUAUAAAAACCAGUCUUGAUCGAUUCAAGGCUAGUUUAGCAUUAUUGUUACGGUUAAAAAGUACAUUUUAAAAGCUUGGUUUGAAAAUAUUGUUUCUUAAUUUUAAGUGUUUAACAUUACUGUAAAAAAUUGUUAUGAAAAGUUUCUUAAAAUCCUCAUAAUAUGUACAUAUAAAAAGAGGAUUUUCCCUUACACUAGUAUAAAA
Messenger RNA from Gossypium arboreum, 1966 nucleotides. Its product is annotated as glycosyl hydrolase 5 family protein. Lineage: Eukaryota; Viridiplantae; Streptophyta; Magnoliopsida; Malvales; Malvaceae. The transcript has 4 exons. The coding region runs from base 93 to 1832 and encodes 579 amino acids. Gene Ontology annotation, molecular function: hydrolase activity, hydrolyzing O-glycosyl compounds. The record is from RefSeq and is a predicted model, not a curated record.